AUGGUUGAUGAAGAGGAUAUAAAUGUAAAAACAAGAAAGCCAAGACAAGUAUCCAUUACAAGAUCAAAUUGCAAGGCAUGCAUAAGAGUAAAAGUGAAUAAAGAAGGAAAGUUUGAGGUGGUGGCUCAUGUUAUUCAGCAUAACCACGAGCUAACAAAGCCACAGUGGCAUUAUUUGCAUCGUUCUGAAAGAAAAAUGACAGAGGAAAAAGUUGUAACAAUCAAAACAAUGAAAUCUUCAGGUCUAACUACAAUGGACACUUACAAUUACAUGGCUAUAGAGGCUAGAGGAGAACAGAAUAUAAGCCAUAGUGUUGUAGAUCACCUGAAUUUCUGCUCAAGGUUAAGAAUGGAACAAAUUGAGGCUAGAGAUGCUCAAACUUUAGUGAACAUUUUAAGUCAGGAACAAUCAGAGGAUCCAAACUUCUUUUUUAGAGUGAAGUUUGACAAAGAAGGAAGAAUUUGCAAUAUAUUUUGGAGAGAUUCAAUGAUGCUAGAAGACUAUAGGAUAUAUGGAGAUGUUCUUGUCUUUGAUACAACAUACAGAACCAACAGAUAUAAUCUUAUAUGUGCUCCAUUUGUUGGCAUAAAUAACCACUAG
Molecule: messenger RNA, 600 nt
Organism: Chenopodium quinoa (quinoa)
Lineage: Eukaryota; Viridiplantae; Streptophyta; Magnoliopsida; Caryophyllales; Amaranthaceae
Product: protein FAR1-RELATED SEQUENCE 5-like
Exons: 1
Coding region: 1-600 (199 amino acids)
Source: RefSeq, a predicted model, not a curated record